Molecule: messenger RNA, 903 nt
Organism: Grammomys surdaster
Lineage: Eukaryota; Metazoa; Chordata; Mammalia; Rodentia; Muridae
Product: TD and POZ domain-containing protein 1-like
Exons: 3
Biological process (GO): regulation of proteolysis; proteasome-mediated ubiquitin-dependent protein catabolic process
Cellular component (GO): cytoplasm; nucleus
Molecular function (GO): ubiquitin protein ligase binding
Source: RefSeq, a predicted model, not a curated record
AGGAGCAGCACAUCAAGCAUGCAGUCUAAGUCUGAAGAGGACAGAACUCACCAGUGGAGAAUGCAGAGUAAGAGCAAGUGCUUCCUCUCAUCUUACCAGCAAGGCGAUUUCUUCAGUGACAUUAGGCCCUAAUUCUUCAGAAUACCAGCAUAUACUGAAGAACAUCUGAGACUUCAAACCUCGUGGACAAAAUCAACUUUAACACCCAAACUACCUCCAGCAGAAAUGUCAGGGGACCUGGAAGCCAAGAGCCGUUACUACACACACACACACAUCAGUGUUCAGAAAUUCUGCUAUGAGUGGACCAUUAGCAACUUUUCAUUUUGCAUGGGGGGAAGUAGGAAAGAGAUUACAAGCCCACUAUUCUCAUCAGAGCCCAAUGAGGAAGUGGCAUGGUGUUUGAGAGUAUACCCAAAUGGAGUUGAUGAAGAAAGCAAAGAUUACCUGUCAGUUUUCCUGGAGUUGCUCACCCACCCAGAGAGCCCAGUUUGGGCAAAGUAUGAGUUCUGGAUCAUAAAUUGCCAAGGAGAGAAAUUUCAAUGUAUGAUGAGCCCCAAUGUCAUAAACUUUCUGCAAAAUGAAAAGAGGGGAUUCGAAAAGUUUAUCCUUCGAGAUCUUCUCCUCUCCAAUCCUUACUUGUUUCUCCCUGAAGACCAGCUCACCCUCUGCUGCAAGGUGAGCAUAGUUGGAGGUUUCUAUAGUAUACCUGGACAGAACAUGAAAACUGCAAUCAAGGAUUCGAGGCACAGGUGGACAGAUGACCUAGGGGAGGUAUGGAAGAAUUCCCUGUUCACAGACUGCUGCCUAUUGGUAGGUGGCCAUGAAUUCAGGGCUCACAAGGCCAUCCUAGCAGCUUGCUCUCCAGUUUUCAGAGCCAUGUUUGAACAUGAAAUGAAGGAGAAG